GAAGAAGAAGAUAGUGUUAGGAAACGCACUUCCGGUUAGCUUCCUGGUUGUCAUGUUUGAAGUCUAGUUAUUAGUUAGUUAUUCAGAAACGAGUCGCCUAUUAACAACACAGACAGUGACAUUACCAGAACUUUCUGUAAGCAAAAGACAAGUUGAAAUGGGCACGAACAAACGAACAGUGUGGCUAACGACAAACUGACUUGGCUAAUUUAGCUCGCACUUCUGGCUGAUAAUCUGGUUUUCCCUGCUUGGUUGGUAAUGGAGAAGCUAAUAACCAAGCUCACGGAGAAGCAUGUCGUUUUCACGGCUUCCUUCGCUAUACGGCUGGCUUUGGUCGCUUACGGAGACUACCAGGAUAGAACUAUGGUGGUGAAGUACACAGACAUUGACUACCAUGUGUUCACAGAUGCUGCAAGAUUCAUUACUGAGGGGCAGUCUCCGUACAGCAGAUCAACGUAUCGCUACACCCCUCUCCUGGCCUGGAUGCUCACCCCUAACGUCUAUCUCAGCAUGGCAUUCGGCAAGAUCCUUUUCAUUGUGUGUGACGUGCUGUCAGGACUGCUCAUAUACAGAAUCCUCCGUCUGAGAGGUCUGAGCUCUGAGACUGCACGUCGUGUUUGUUCUCUGUGGCUCCUCAACCCACUGCCCAUGGGAGUGUCCAGUCGAGGAAAUGCGGAGUCAAUCCUGGCAGCCCUGGUGCUGGGGACAUUACUCUGUAUGGAAGCCCGGCACCUGACACAGGCAGCCAUACUCUAUGGUCUGUCAGUACAUAUGAAAAUCUACCCCAUUACGUAUGCUCUGCCCAUCGCUCUGAUCCUGCGCACACCAGAGGCCACAUCAGCGGAGGACAACAAGAGGUGGAGGAGCUUCGUUGGGUUCAUGGGAAGCUUCCUCAACCGAGAGCUGUUCCUCUUUGCAAGUGUGGCUGGAGGAGUCUUCUGUAUGCUUACAGCACUCUUUUAUUACAUGUAUGGCUGGGAGUUUCUUCACGAGACGUACUUGUACCAUCUGACCAGAAGGGACAUCAGGCACAACUUCUCUCCAUACUUCUAUAUGCUCUACCUUACUGCAGACAGCAGAUGGAGCCAGUGGCUUGGCCUGGCAGCAUUCCUGCCACAGCUCAUCCUGCUCCUGGUGGCAUCGUGGGCCUUUCACUCCGACCUGGCCUUCUGCUGUUUCCUACACACCGCCAUUUUUGUCUCUUUUAACAAAGUCUGCACUUCACAGUACUUUCUGUGGUACCUGUGUCUUCUUCCUCUGGUCAUCCCACGCCUGAGUCUGUCGCUAAAACAGGGAGUGGGAUUGCUGCUCCUUUGGUUUGUUGGACAGGGUAUCUGGUUGGCUCCAGCCUACCUCCUGGAGUUUGAAGGCUACAACACCUUCCUGUUGAUCUGGCUUGCUGGUUUGCUUUUCUUGAUCAUCAACUCCUUCAUCUUAAUUCAGAUCGUCACCCAUUACAGACCAUCACAAACCACACAGAGACUGAAGGUUGACUGACAUUCAGUAAUUUUAACUGAAGAUGAUGAACUGUGGAUGCGUGUUUAAAAAAUAAAGUGUGUAUUUUGUUAUA
This is a messenger RNA of Scatophagus argus, 1570 nucleotides long. It is a transcript of the gene pigm, whose product is annotated as phosphatidylinositol glycan anchor biosynthesis, class M. Bases 259 to 1497 code for a protein of 412 amino acids. Gene Ontology annotation, molecular function: GPI mannosyltransferase activity; alpha-1,4-mannosyltransferase activity. The record is from RefSeq and is a predicted model, not a curated record. Gene Ontology annotation, biological process: GPI anchor biosynthetic process. Gene Ontology annotation, cellular component: glycosylphosphatidylinositol-mannosyltransferase I complex; membrane. The transcript is spliced from 8 exons. Lineage: Eukaryota; Metazoa; Chordata; Actinopteri; Scatophagidae.